CAACAGAGUGUGUGAAUUAUUUUGGUGCAACGCUCAGAUCUGUCUGUGGGUUAAAUACACUUGGGCUAGAAAUAGAGUGUAACAACCUAGUAGAUACUCAUUCUGAUGCUCUUUGUUAGGUAGCACGGUUAACCACAGAAAGGGGGAGGAGGGGAGUCGAGGUGGGGUGGGGUGGGGGGUGGUGGCAAAGCGAAUGACAAAAAGCUGAGAAGACUUAAGGAACACGAGGAAAUGAAAGUACGUCAUCAAAAGCCAAGGUGUGUUUCAGUGUAACAGGCGGCAGGUGAAGCAUUCAUAGAAGAACUACUCGGUGAAAGGCUGUUGGUUUCAAUGUUAGGGCUCUGUAAACUCAAUGUUACAGCACAAAGAGAUGUUUGGCGUGUGCGUUUGGCUGAAGUGGAGCCACGGCCAGUAAAGCAGUUACUCUGAACAGCAGCCAUUUUGGCCAUUAACCGUGAGUAACCCCCUAAGUCAUCAUUUCUUUCAUAUCCUUAGCUGUGAUCUUGAUCUAACGUGCAUGACUAUUAAUUGGAUUUUAUUUGAAUGCCUUUUGAAGUUUACAUUUUGUAUGGAAACUAACGUUUUGGAUAACUAUGGUUGUCUGACAGCCACUUCAGACUGGGAUGAUAAGAGGACUGGAACAACAGGAUGAGGACAGGGGCUGUCAACGGUUAGAAUCGGUUUCUUGUCUACAGGGAUCCUUAUGGGGUGCAUUACAUGUCUCCUGUAACAGAAUAUUAACAUUUAGCAUUUCAGUCAUUUAGCAGACUCUCGUACAGAGAACAAGGCGUUGCCGAGGAGAGAGAAAGGUGCCACUGCGGGCCAUCUGAGAGGGCCCCUGUCUCUGCUGGACCGGCUGAGACGAUGUACGGACGCCUGGGCCCCCGGCAGCCCCUGGGACGCCGACGGGGCCCGUGCUGCACUCUGGGGCCGGCCUGUUGGGAGCUUCCUGGUGUUAAGGGUGUCUCCACCCCAGCCGGUCCUGCUGUGUGUUUCCACUGGAGUUGGAAGCGGAGCUGUCAAAGAGUUCCCCAUCCAACACACAGGUGCUGGGAUGUGUUGCCAGUUCGCCUGCUCAUUCCUCCAUGGUUCUACCCUCUGACUGCCCAGUCCAGCCAUCUGUCCCAGCUGGGUCCCAAAGACUGGCUGUGUCCCAGCUCUCACCCCAAGGCUGACCACAUGACUCAGAAGGCCCCGGAUACUGUCAUGUGCACCAUACAGCUGACUGCAGCUGAUGGUGCUCUGUGUGUCAUCAACCCGCUGUACCUCCACGAGCAUGGCGACGACUGGCUGACACAUCGGUCGCCUGGGCCGCAGGAACCCACUCGCCUGGCCACGUACAGGCGUGAAAGACGACUGAGCACCACAAGACCUUGGUCGGGGGCGAGCAUUUCAGUGAAGGAAGCGGUCUCGUUGGAGCAGGAGUCCUUCGGCUCUAGCUCUGAUAGUCCGGAGUCUUCUUUGGUCCAGUCGGCCUCGUGUCCCCCCACCCCAACCGGAGGGGUAGUUCUGAGAAGACCCAGUAGGGACGUCGCCAUCGACUUGCUCCAGAGCACCGGAACCCAGGUCCACAGCAACCCUCCCCGGCCCGUCUCAGACCCCAAGCCCCUGCACAGCCCCAGCCCUCUGUCCCCACACCGGGUGUCCUGGAUCGAGGACAACGAAUGGCUGUCCCAUCCUCCGCCGCCCUCCCUCCUCCACCCGCCUUCUUUGGAGCUUGAUUCGCUGUCAAUCAGCAGCGUGGAGGAGGAGCUCGAGUCAGCCAACAGCCCCGUCCACUCUCCCCACACGUCGCACCGGCUGGCGGACAAGGUGAAGAACCGCUUCUCAGCCGUGGGCCAGGCCCUCGGUGGGCUGAUGUCUCCGCAGAAGAGGCUGACCAAGCGCGUGCAGGAGCUGAGCGAGCGCAAGGGGGGCGUGUUCGCGGAGGCUCUGCGUGGAUUCGUCGAGAUGUUCCUGGGGGCUGCGUUCAUCCCCGGGAUGACGGGGGUAGAGCUGCUUCAGGAAGUGCGUGCAUCUCUCACGGCCCUGCGGGAGACACUGUUGGACUGUCCCGAAAUGCACACCGUCAUAGACAGUUUGACCGACACCCCGGACUGGGAGCUGGAUGCCAUGCUGGAGCUCUCCCUGCACAAGGUGGCCCUGAAGCCUGUCUGCACCCACCUGUACAACUGCCUGCGGAGAUGCCGGAAUGAGGACGACAGCCUGCGGCAGCUGAAGGACAACCAGAAGGUCCUGGAGGGCCGGGCUGUGGGGGAGCUGGAUGGCACUCCCGGGACGGGCGUCCCUGACCCGGUCACCCUGGAAAGGAUCCAACAGAAAUGGGCCGCCAUGCACCGGGCCUACUCCCCAAGCAAGAAGGUCCGCAUCCUGCUCAAGGUCUGCAAGACCAUCUACCACAGCAUGACGGCCAACGCCAGAACAGGUGUGGUGUUUGGAGCGGACGACUUCCUCCCCUGUUUGACCUGGGUGCUGCUCCGUAGUGAUGUCAUCACCCUGCAGCUGGACAUCGACUACAUGAUGGAGUUGCUGGAACCCACCCAACUACAGGGAGAGGGGGGUUACUACUUGACGUCCCUGUAUGCCUCUCUUUUCUACAUCAGCAGUUACCGCCCUCGCCUUGCCACGCGCCAGCUCAGCACCGAGGCCCAGAACUCCCUGAGGCAGUGGCAUCGCAGGCGUACCCUGCACUGCAACCAAUCGCGGCGCAGCGGGAACCGAAAGACCAUCCGGAGGUCAGGUCGCGGCGAGAGCAGCAGGGAAAACUGCAACGAUGCAGCGACGGAAACGGACGUGGGAAGCGGAAAGGACCCCCAGCCAGUGCCAUCUAGUGUUGUGGCCAUGGCACUGCAUGUUAUCUCAGAGGCGGUGGUAGCGGUCAGGGAUGAGGAGAGCACCAGCAGACUGGAAAGCCGAGGAUCCCCAACAACCCAACUCCAGGAAGGAGAAGACGACGCCAUUAGAACAGUUGAACAGACAGCCAGUCAGAAGAGGGGAGGACUCUGGGAGGGAGGGGUCAGAGAGGAAAAUGUAGAAGAGGGUCCUGUCUAGUUGAUAGACCAUGUCACUUGCAACCCCAGGGUUGUGGGUUUGAUUCCCACGAGGGUUGGGGGCAAUAACCACCGCGAAAUAACUUGACUGUAACAGGACCCUAAUGAAAUGUGGUUGAGGGAUUAUGAAGUAAGGUAGAAGGAAGAUAAGGUUAUUUUCCACAUGCAGGUUAGUCUUCAAACAGGAGGGUUCGUCUCCAAAUCGCAAGUUAGUCUCCAAACGCCAUGUUAGUAUAAAUAUGGAAGGUUGUCUCCGAAUGAUAAUUUAGUCUCCACACAGCAAAAUAAACUCCACAAGGCAGGUUAGUAUACAAACUGCCGGUUAUUUCUGAUCUCACUCUGCCUCUAACACACUGCAGGUUAUUUCUGAUCUCACUCUGCCUCUAACACACUGCAGGUUAUUUCUGGUCUCACUCUGACUCUAACACACUGCAGGUUAUUUCUGGUCUCACUCUGCCGGUUAUUUCUGGUCUCACUCUGCCUCUAACACACUGCAGGUUAUUUCUGGUCUCACUCUGCCUCUAACACACUGCUGGUUAUUUCUGGUCUCACUCUGCCUCUAACACACUGCAGGUUAUUUCUGGUCUCACUCUGCCUCUAACAUCGAGGCACUCUGGGCCAGGCUAGUAGAGCUGGCAGACCCCCGGGUGGCUCAGCAAAGGUCAAAGGGAACUGGGCUGCCAUUGCCAGACUGACUCUGGAGAGGCUUUUCCACAGCUCUACACAACAAUGUAAUCAAAACGUCCCUUAAACACAUUUACUUCUAUAAUUCCAGUUUCUCUACAUUCCUAACGUGUUAAUUUGCAUUGAAAUGCGCACUGUGACCAAAGGCUGAGUUUAGGCUGAGUUUGGUGAGUAGGAACAUGAUAAUGUGCUUUGAAUUGUCUGUGAAAGCUAUUUCCCUUGUGAAAUAACUCUGUGGUGCAAAUUAUACAUUGCGUUGAGGCGUUGAAGAUAGGCCUUCAGCUGGCUGUGGUUGCAUUCAUAACGUGGAUGUGUUUCCACUGAUGACCCCUGGGUGGCAUUAACAAACCUCUUGAGUUAGAUUCUCCUGUGGGCUGCGGACAGUGUCCCAAACCUGCUGGUGCUCUAUUUCCUCUCGUGAGGUCAUACUUCCAUUUCCAUUACCUUUGUCUUUCGAAUAAAAAUCAAGAUUAUAUCUUAAUAUUCAGGAAAAUGCUGUUGUUUUAAACAUAUACAAACGUAUAUUUGUGCAUACAAUUUCUCUAAUUUAAUGUUUCCUUAUUUAUAAAAAAUGAUGUUGAUGCUCAAAGAAGUAAGACAUUAAGUUACAGAAGCCUCAUUUUAACUCUUGCAAUGUAGUUCAUCGUGAUCUAACAUGUCCGCUCGAGGAGAGGAUUGAAGGAAUGUAAAAACCUUUUAGCCCACAAGCUAAGAUUUAAGUAACAUUAUUUUGUCAUGUUCAUUUUAGAUAAUAUAAUUUAACAAACGUUCAUGAAGAUUUCUGUAGGAUGAUAUAUUUGUCCAAACAUAUGUAGAUACCAGUAAAGGUAUUUCUAUUUCUUUCAGAAAUAUAUUUUUCUUAUUUAUACUCUUUAAAAUGGCUGUGUAGUGUUCUCAAAUACAGGGCACACUUCACUUUGGUUUGUACUCAUCAUUGAGUUGCACAUCAUUCCUGCAUAAGGGUGUUGAGAAGGUGAAAAUGUGUUUAUAUUUAAGAAUUAAAGCUGUAACAAAAGAAUUGAUCAGAAAGUGAUUGUAUAAUGCUUUGUGUAUUAUGCUUUGCAUUUUAAAAGUAAUCUUAUCGUAUCA
Molecule: messenger RNA, 4823 nt
Organism: Esox lucius (northern pike)
Lineage: Eukaryota; Metazoa; Chordata; Actinopteri; Esociformes; Esocidae
Gene: rinl
Product: Ras and Rab interactor-like
Exons: 9
Coding region: 865-3051 (728 amino acids)
Biological process (GO): vesicle-mediated transport
Cellular component (GO): cytosol; endocytic vesicle
Molecular function (GO): small GTPase binding; guanyl-nucleotide exchange factor activity
Source: RefSeq, a predicted model, not a curated record